Paralichthys olivaceus (Japanese flounder) is the source of this 2666-nucleotide messenger RNA. NCBI's taxonomy places the organism in Eukaryota, Metazoa, Chordata, Actinopteri, Pleuronectiformes, Paralichthyidae. The record is from RefSeq and is a predicted model, not a curated record.
GCAGCUCUCUCCAGAGACCAUGAAGGGCAUUGUGCAGGCCAGGCAGAGCAUGGGUCAGAUGUGUCCUUGUUUGACAGCUCAGCGUCCCUCUGGGCUGUCCUCCCAGUCAGGAUCAGACAGUGCUCCACAGUGCCUCCUCCUGGAGAGGCGUGGAGAAGCUGAGGCUCAGCAGGUCCAGGAGCACACAGUGGACAUCACCUCCCCACAGGACCAUGUGCCCACCCAUCCAGGGACACCCACAGACCCCCUGGCUGAAAUGCUGGUCAAUGGAGACAGCAACACCAAAGCUCCAAGCCCUGUGCCAAGUCGUGUGUCUUCCCCUCGCUCCCCCCGUUCUCCGCACUCACCUCCUCCACGCUCGCCCUCUUCUCCGCACUCCCCUCACUCCCCACAUUCUCCUCGCUCUCCUCGAAGUCCUGUUUUUACGAAUGGCCACUUCUCUCCCUAUGUCUCUGGCCAAAAAGAUUUAAAUAACGGUGCUUACCCCAAGCUGAGAGACCAUGAGAAUGACUCCGGCCUCGCUCCCUGUGCCACAGAGUCUCAGCUGAGAGAGGAGGAGGGUGGAGAGGGGAUCCAGGCCAAAGUGCAGACUGGCAGCCCAGUGCUCUCCUCCCCAGUUGCCCCCCGCAAGGACCCCAGCCGCAGGCAAAGUCGCAUCCCAGUCCUGGAGCCCUCCAGUCUGCUGGAGCUCCCACCUCCAGGGUCUGCCAAGGAGAAACUCUUAAAGAAGAAAGCCAGUCACCAGGGUCCGGUCCCCUCUCCCACCGCCUCACCCUCCCUCUCUGAUAGGCGCAGUGCCAUGGUCGCCUCCCUUGCAAGAGACCCACUGUCCUCCACCUCUGACCGCUCGCAGGACGAGGACUCUCUCAUGGGCUCCCGCUCCGACCGCCAGGGAGACGAUGCUCCGUCUCUCUCCUCCUCUUCUAGCCCUCUGUCCCGCAAGAGUAGGAUCCCUCGUCCAGUUCAUUCUGCUGAGCAGCUGGCUGCCCAAUUCCUGCCACGCCCACCGCCUGGGAAGCCACCUAGUCGCUCCACAGUGGAGGGCAGGCUAAGACGUUACCGCAUCCGAGCGAGCAGCACCAGUGACUCUGACCUCCUGACAUGCCUCGCUCAGCUGAUGCAUGGCUCCCGCGGCUCCCCCGUUCACCACCGCUCCUCAGCCCAGCACGGGGGCUCCAGGAUGGGCAUCUGCAGUCUGACGAGCUCGCCGCACCACCACCGCAGCUCCAGCGCUUCUCCGCGCAGCUCCUCCUCCCUGCAGCGCUCCGUGAGCUCCUCGCCCUCCCGCCAUGAGCCCCGUGGGGGCGGGGGAGGGGGCUGCCUUGGCCGCAGCCGUUCGCCCCCCAGCUUCUCCGGCUCACCACCCCCCCGCCGCUUUUACUCCCAUCAUCAGGAGACUUGCUGCAGCCGCCAGGCACGCACAGGCCCCUUAUACCUGUCCAGGGGUAAAGGCUGCAGCCGAGAGGGCAAGUGCUCCAGCAAGCUGAGCAGAUAGUUGCACUGAUACAGCAGAGGACGGGAAGACUCCAAAUUCUGACAGACAUCAGUCAGGAUAAGAACCUGAGUCUUCCUCUUUAAUUAGAUAAAAAAAAAAAAAUCUUCUUUCACAGUGUUUCCCCGUCAGUCUGAUUCUUACAGUUGAACCUCGCCACUUCCUAGUGUUUGCUUCUUCUAUUUGCACACAGCGUUUGUCAUUCAAUUACGUGCUUAGCUUUAAACCAGUGGUUCAGUAUUGAAUUUCCGUAAAGUUGUGGGACAGGUUUGAGGAACAAUGGUCAAAAUCCGUACAUCAGAGGUUCUGACACCAAACGCUUCUUCUUCCCUGACUCCUCCAUGUGAGUAAAUGUUUUCGGUGCCACUUUAUGACAAUUUAUCAGACUAACUACUGUAUCAUUUUAUAUUCGUUAAAAUGUGGUAGAGCAAAAUAGUGUAGCUGUAAAAUGUAACAGUUCUUUCUCAAGGCAGGAAGUUCAAUAAUACAUGAGUCAAUAGUUAGUUGAGCCAGAAGACACAUAAAUAAAUCAGCUUAUUUAACUCUAAACCAUCCUGCACAACAAUAUAUAGUAGCUUAUUUAUCCCCCAGUGAUGAUGCACUUGUGUAAUACUGAUUGAAUAUCAGUGCAGCUGAUCCCAGCUUUGUUAAAUAUUAGCCUGGGGUUGAAUCCGUUGUCUCCUGAUUUUUGGAGCAGGCAGGGUAUAAUAUUUACUUUAUGCUACAAGUGAAUGCAUAAAGCCAGAGUUUGUGUACAGCUGUAUUUAUUGAGAUAUUUAUUUUCAUGCUUAGUGAUGCCUACGACUCCUGUACCCUCUUCUGUGCGAUCAUGGACGUGCGGGUUUGUGUCGCCCGGAUUAGUUUUACACGCUCAAUCGACGGGAUUACGCCGAAGUGAUCCUUUAUACAAUCAAUCAUGUACCGUGUGUGAGGAUACACACCUUUUUGUGCCUACUGUGUUGCUGAGAGGUGAUUUGAAGGGAUUACAGGUUGUUGUAGUGGAACUCCUUUUUAGAUGUGAAGGCAUCAUGUGUUAGCUGUAGUUGUAGUAGCAGUAGGGAGCUUAAAGAACACAAGGUACAUCACAUGAGUAAUGGUCAGAUAUAUUUGUCUCAGCUUGUGCCUUGGCACUUUGGGCAGCUUGAGGAUUCACUCUGGUGUGUCUGUGAUUAGA